GGGAAAACAGCAGCGUGGCUUUUGAUCUGAAAGCCGCUUUCUGAAACCCUACGGUCACUUACAAAGAGAAAAAAUCCCAUUAUUAAGCGAAGCUGGAAAAGUGAGAGGCUUGCUCCGAUUUCCAUCCAUUGCAUAACUCUCCCUCUGGUCUUUUCCUGCCAUUGGUUACAAGCCUGCAACUUCCCCCUUUCUGUUGCAAUUGAUUUGCUCCUGGUUAUUCUUCUCUUUACGAUUAGAAAAGGGGGAGGAUUGGUAGACGCGGUUUCUUCCUAUCCGAGACUAGAAACCUGAAAGUCCCAAACUUCUGUUCUUGCUCUUUCUUUGGGAAACACCAUAAUGAAGCCGCUUCUCAGCGGCCUCCUGCAGCUCUGGCCUCGAGGAUCUGUUUCGCUUCUGCCACGAACCAUGCCAGAGAGAUAUCGGGGGAAACACCUAAGUGUAACCUCGAAUCAUGCAUACCACACAAAAGGAGAAAACACCAAGCCAACUGAGCGGUAUCCAAUGCCCAAUAAAAAAGACCUACCACACGAUAUAAUUGAACACCUGGAAGAAGCAAAAGUGACGAAUGGAUUUUUGCCCAAUGUGUUUAAAGUGAUGGCUAAUCGACCGGAAGAAUUUAGGGUAUUCUUUGCCUAUCAUGAUGUCAUCAUGCACAAGAAAACAGGAAAGCUAAGUAUGGCUGACAAAGAGCUCAUUGCUGUGACUGUGAGUACUGUAAACCGCACUCUCUACUGUGUAACUGUACAUAGUGCCUCACAUCGGAGGUACUCCAAGAAACCAACUUUAGCAGAUCAGGUGGCUGUGAAUUGGAAACUGGCUGAUCUAAGUGAUCGGGAAGUGGCCAUGCUUGAGUUUGCCCUUGCUGUCUGCAGAGCAGAUAAUAUAACAGAAGAGCACUUUCAAAAACUGGAGGCACAUGGAUUUGACCGAGAAGAUGCCUGGGACAUAGGCUCCAUUUCAGCCUUUUUUGCCAUGGCAAAUCGCAUAGCUCUCUUCACAGAUAUGCGUCCCAACCCGGAAUACUAUAACAUGAAUAGAGAAGAGGACAAGGUCCAAUCUUCCAAAUAAAGUUUGCUGGUAUUUACAAGAAUAUUCGCUCCUUGGUGCUAUGGCUAAGUCUGACUAAUGGGCAACACUACUUUCUAUUACAAGCAAUACUGUACUUUCAAACAGGUUUUUUAUUUGGCUGAUGUAGCACGUCUUGCUUACUUUCAUACACUUAAAUAUUUUCUACUCAUGAGAGAAUCGAAUUCUAAAAAAUAGGGCUGAUUUUAUUUUUAUCUUAUAAUAUUGAAACCUAACUUAAACAAUCCUUUCGUAUCUCUGAGCUUUUCUAUUUUGAUCAGAAACAUUGAUUUUGGGUUCAGACUGCAAUUUGGGGAGUAACAUCAUCUUAACUGCUGUUAUAUAAUUACACUGAUCAGAAUACAUAAUUCUGUCUGUAACUGAUUUGAGGUGAUUAGUCAAUAAUUUUGACUAUAGUCUGUGUUUAAUAAUGAAGGAGACAUUAGUACAAAAAGGUACUAUGCGAUUUUACCUGGCUUUAAAAUGUGUAAUUUUAGAUUUUUGUCAUGAAUCAGGAAUAUUCUUACCUUGAUGUUAUAAAUUACAUACCAUAAAACAUCUGUAAUUCAAAUAUAUUUGAAUGUUUAUGGUAAUCCUUGAUAAAACUAUCUAAGCCAGGAGAGUUCCCAUUAAUCACUUAACAACAGCCUUGGUUACCAAUGGAAUUUUUGGAUUCGACUGUGAUUGUAAGUCAAGGGCUAUCUAUGGGUAUAUAAUUUUUCAAAGAUCUUAAAUAAUAAGUGCUGUUAUUGGUAUUUUAAGUAAUUGAACAUAAAUAUAUUGAUUUCAUACAUCACUUAUCUUUCUAAAUUUAUUUCCUAAUAAAGUUCAGAAUCAUAUUUUUGCUUUCAAUUUAGAAGUGGUAUUCAAAUUUUGUUUUAAGUUGCAUGUUUUUUCAGUUGUGGGUGUUUAUACACCUUUGAGGAACUUAUUUUUUUAUAGUUUGCUUAUGAAUCUUUCUAGAUUUAUUUUUCUUAGAUUUUUUUUCUUUUUAAUGUUCCUUUAACACAGAGGUCUCCAAUUGACAAGUUUGGGGACCCCUGCUCUAACACAUUGUUCCCCACACAAUGAAUAAUUAAUAAAUGCUAAUGAAUUCUAUCAUAAUUUGUUUUCCAUAAUUUGUUUCUUCCCUCCUUCUAAAGAAUGACUUAUCUCAUGUACAUAUAGCUUAAUCCUAAUUCAGAUAUUUUAAUACUCUACUAGAUCUUUUACUUAGUCAUUCUAAAAAGUACUUAUCAAUAACAUUACAUUUUUUUAAUAUAGUCUUUCAUUUGUGAUCAUUUCCAGUUUGGCCAAAUAUCCAAGUUUGUUCCUUGAGUUUGCACCAGAGGGAGCCUUUUUCAAGUUUGCUUUUAUUUCUAUCUUGAAUAAUAUAAAUUGUUUCUUUUCCAUAUGGUUGCAAUAUUAUAAGUUUAAAUGAACACCUUCACUUCUAUCAAAUAUUUUCCAUCCUUCAGAAAAAGCCUUAAAUGUAAUCCUUUUCUGUAAGAUAGUUUGUCUGUUUCAAUAAACCAAACUCUGUCUCCUUUUCACUUUUUCCUUCAGUGUGCAAGCUUCCUGGAUAAUGU
This is a messenger RNA of Notechis scutatus (mainland tiger snake), 2633 nucleotides long. RefSeq lists its product as uncharacterized. The record is from RefSeq and is a predicted model, not a curated record. Gene Ontology annotation, molecular function: peroxiredoxin activity. NCBI's taxonomy places the organism in Eukaryota, Metazoa, Chordata, Lepidosauria, Squamata, Elapidae.